CCUGUGAAAGGACACAGUCAAUCCUCAGCCCUAUGUACAACACACCCUGUGGUCACCACGCCACCUGGCUGCGUCCCCAGCCGGUGACCCCCUCUGCUCCUGGCAGCACUGAGCCGGGGAAACAUGCUCAAAUGCAGCCAAAGUGCAGCAACCUUCCUCCUCCUCCUCCACACCCCUGCUUGCAGGCUCCGGGGAUCGAUACGGUGCAUUAGCACUUGCUGAGGCUGCAGCCCUUGCACAUGGGAGCACAGGGAGCUGAGAGGUGAAGCAGUCAGCACCCCUUUCACAGCACCGCAAGGGUGACAAAAGCGGUGCUGGGCACCAGCCUCAUGCGGGGCUGUGGCCCCUGCACCCUGGGGACAGCUCAAGGUGCCCCCAGGGCAAGUGGGUGCCCCCAGAAGCCAGGAGAGAGAAGCUGUGGCUCUCCCUGGCUUCAAGCAUCAGCAGGGACAGCGAGGACAGCUGAAGGGCAUCGUGAGGAGCGUCUCCAUCAGGCACCAGUGCCACGGGCUGCCCCUCGGCAGGGAGCAGCACUGGCUCCAUGCUGGCCCUUGGGCAGAAGGCGAGCAGGGUGAGGGACAAGCCCGGCAGCACGGGCAGAGCCAGGGUCGGGGUGCAGGGGGUUAACAGCCCCUGGUGCGCAGCAGCCGCAGCAGCCAAAUUAGCUUUUUGCUGCCCUAAUGGAAACGAAUUCCCCAGCCUGGCUUCCCACUAACACACCCGGGCGCUGGGUAAUGACAUUCCUGCAUGUCCUUCUCCAUGUGGCCACUCCCUCCCUGCCCGCAGCCCCUCUGCCCUGCGGACCCCACAAGGCUCAUCCAGCCCUGCUCGCCCCAUGGCCGGGCUUGCUGGGGAGUCCCUGCUGGCUCGUGCAGGGGGUCGUGGGGACAAGAGCAGCGGGAAGGACCCACCACUGGGUGCUGAGCAGCGGGUGCCCGGGGACGACCGCCAUCCCCGCUCCAGCCUGGGCGCAGGGUUGGACACGAGGGGCUCCCAGAGCUGCUGCCGGGGCGGGUUUAUUCCAGCAUCCUCCCAGACGCUGGGCGGUCACAGAGCAGCCAGUGCAGCUGCCUUACGGAUCACAACCAGCCGAGCGUGCCGCUCUCCAGCGGGAGGGAUGGUGGCUGCGCAUCCGUGAGGCCGGAAAGUCAGCAAAGUGGCCCUGAGCACCCCUGGGGACAAGGGACACCACGCAGGAUCAGCACCGGCUGCGCAUCGCCCUGCCCACUCGCGGGACGGUAAGGGAGGGCCACGGCCACGGCCACCACGGGGACCAAUGGGAUCCUGCCCAGCCCACACGCCGCACACCCCCGGAGUGUAAAUAGGGGCAGGAGCGGGACCGCGCGCCCACAGCCAGCCCAGCUCUCCGGGAGAUGCUGGUUGUGAGGGAGCCGGGCACCAGAUGAGGGUCAGUGGGGGCCAGAGCAAGGGAUGUACCUGAGGGAUGCACCACGGUGGCACCAAGCUGUAAGAAACUUUGCGCUCCAGAGAUGUGUGGCUCUGGAAGGCAGCGAGGCGUUCGCCCAGCCCGAAAUGCAGCGCUGAAACACCGGAGCGUCUCAGCCCUCUGAUGCCAGACACCGGCCCCCACCCGCCCCCCUGCACCCGGGCACCGGGCAGCCCGCGGCCGGCCGGAGCUCAGGGACGCGGCAGCCUGGCGUGAGACGCAGCAGAGCCAGGCAGGGCGAUGCCGCCCUUUAACUCUUUUCAAACCCUGCGUCUGGAAUCAGAAUCCUCCUUCACGAGGGGCAAAGGGGCAUCUGUGGGUGCUUGGUAAGAGACAGCACGGGGGAGAGCGGGGAGGACCGUGGCACGUUUUCUCUUGCGUCUGGUCGAGUCUGGCUGUGCAACCGGGCUGCACAGAGGCUCCCGCGCAGCACAAUGUCCCCGCGGGUGCCCACAGACCCGCUGUGGCCACGGGUGGUGAAGCUGCUGGUGCUGCUCCAGCUGUGCGCCCAGGGCCGCGCUGCCCACUCCUCCCCGCCGCCCCACGGCUGCCCCAGUGCCUGCAUCUGCACCUCCGACCUGCUGAGCUGCAGCCGGCAGACGCUGCACCACGUGCCCCCGGCGCUGCCGCCCACCACCGCCACGCUGGACCUCAGCCACAACGCCCUCACCCAGCUCCAGGACCGCUGGCUGGCCGCCCUCCCGCACCUUGAGGCCCUCCACAUCAGCCACAACCAGAUUAAGGAUCUUUCUCCGCAGGCUUUCCACAAUGCCUCCUACCUGCGGCACCUGGACAUGUCCUCCAACCACCUGCACACUGUCGAGACGCACUACUUCAACGCGCUGGUGAGCUUGGAGGAGCUGCUGCUCUACAACAACCGCAUCAAACGAGUGGAUGAGAAUGCCUUUGCCAAGCUGAGUGUCCUGCGGAAAGUCUAUCUGAGCUGGAACAACCUGACCACCUUCCCCUUCCGCGCCGUGCAAGGGCUGGGCAGCUACAGCCUCCGCACGCUGGACCUCUCCUCCAACAGCCUGAGCAGCAUUCCUGUGGAGGAGCUGGCAGCUCUGCCCGAAAACAUCAGGAACGGCUUGUACCUGCACAACAACCCCGUCAGGUGCAGCUGCCCACUCUACCUGAUGCUCCAGCGCUGGAAGCAGCGAGGUUUCAGCUCCGUGAAAGAUUUCUUUGAGGAACACACCUGCAAGGUGUCUGACAAUGUGCCUCGGUCCCUGAUCAAGUUCCUCAAAUACAGCCACAUGUUUGAGAACUGCUCGGCGGGCCCUGAAGACGUGCACCCCGUGUCCUACCCUGUGAUGGUGGGCCAGACCCUCCUGCUCGCCUGCAACACCAGCCUGCCGGCCACAGCCACCACCUACAUGUGGAUCUCCCCUCACCAUGAGCCCAUCAAACACCCGGGAAACAGCAACCGCUCCUUGGAACUCUACCACAAUGGCAGCCUGAAGAUCGCAGCUGCCAAGCCCUGGCACUCAGGGGUCUACGUGGGCUUGGCCAUCAACAGCCCCCACAACUUCAGCAGGCUGUGCGAGAUCAACGUGACGGUCCACUACCCCAAGCCGGAUGGGGAGACCUUCAGCACCGGCCUCACGACCCUGCUGGGGUGCAUCGUGAGCCUGGUGCUCAUCCUGGUGUACCUGUACCUCACGCCUUGUCGCUGCCUGAGCUGCUGCAAGAAGCCGGCACCGCUCAGCCCCCCGCAGGAGUGCAGCGCACAGUCCUCCAUCCUCAGCACCACUCCCCCCGCCACCGAUGCGCCCAACCGCAAGGUCAGCGCCAACAAGCACGUCGUCUUCCUCGAGCCCCUCAGGGAGACGCAGAACGGCAAGAUCCGCCUGGCCCUCGGCGAGGACUUCCCUGACGCCAAGCACCCCAAGGUCCUGCAGCUCAAGUCGGACUCGGAGUCCAUCAGCUCUAUCUUUUCAGACACCCCCAUUGUGUCCUAGUGGGGCAGAGCUGGGAGGAGAGCCGGGGCCUCCUGGGAGCUGUUUUCCUCUAUUGCAGGAUUAUCAGGCACCCCGAACUCCAGGCUUGACUGCAACCUGUGAGGGUGACCGGCAUCACCCAUACCUGCUUCAGCCAUCAGCUCCUGCAGGGUUUUGGGCCAGGGGCCUCUUGGUGCCCAGCAAGAGCUCCUCACAUAAGCCACUGGCAACGGCCUCGUUAGCACAAGGGCAAGGCUGCUGAAACCAGCACACCUGAGGAGCCCCUGCUUUGGCCAGACAAACUCCAUAAGAGGCACCUGGGCCAGCAGUCUGAAAUGGCCCCGCGCACGUGACACCCAACCUGGUGCCACCACCACGGACCCCCAGCCAGGCAACAGCCGUGGUGAGUGGGACACUGUCCUCACUCAUGCCAGGGCCCCUGGGGAUGGCAGUGCCACUGUCCUCUCCCAGCCUGUGUGGGUCUCCAAUACCGUAGCUGGGAGGGGGGGAAUUGUGACCCUGUCGCCCCCUCCCCAGACAUGGCCAUGCAGGAGCGAUGGAGCUUGGUGUCAACCAGCCACGCAGCCAAGCAAAUGUUACAAGCUUUUGCCUCCCGAGAAGCUGUAAAUAGUCAAGGCAGGAUUAGGUGACGUGAUACAGCGCCCGCAUUGCUCAGAGCUCCCCGUGCCGCCAAGGACGAUGAGGUCUCGGAUGCACCACCCUCCUCCACUGCUUCUCCUUGAGGCGGACAAACGCGCUGCUACAGCACAGCUAUUUGGGCAGUAAUCUAAUAAGCCUAUUGAUAAAUGUGAGUAAUCCUCUCCUCUCUUGGGUCGUAAUUCUCUAGUUACAUUGGAAUAAAAAUGCCUAUUUUUUUAAGCUCA
This is a messenger RNA of Columba livia (rock pigeon), 4271 nucleotides long. It is a transcript of the gene AMIGO3, whose product is annotated as adhesion molecule with Ig like domain 3. The transcript has a single exon. The record is from RefSeq and is a predicted model, not a curated record. Gene Ontology annotation, biological process: brain development. Gene Ontology annotation, cellular component: membrane. NCBI's taxonomy places the organism in Eukaryota, Metazoa, Chordata, Aves, Columbiformes, Columbidae. Gene Ontology annotation, molecular function: protein binding. The coding region runs from base 1882 to 3408 and encodes 508 amino acids.